GAAUUCUUUAAAUCUUAUCUUCAAAAAGUUGAAAUUGUUUAUAAGAAUCAUUUUUGUCACUGAGAACAUAAUCAGUUGUACUUGUGCCUUGGAGCUGUGCUUAACAUAUUUUUUACUGAAAAUAUUUAAUCAGAAUGGAAGAAUAUUUAAAGACAACGUUUGAUCCAGAAACAAAAAUAUGGAGUGGAAUUAAUAUAAGUCCAAAAUUUGGUCCUGAUUGUUCAGUUGGAAAAGUUGUUCUCGAUGUAUUACUAAAAGAACCAGACCAUAUAUGUCAGAUUUGUUAUCAUAAUGGAAAAGAAUACACGAAUCGGGAAAUAGUCAAUUUGUCUGUAUGCAUCGCUUUACAAUUCAAACAGUUAGGUUUAGAACAAGAGGAUAUAAUUGGUCUAGUUGCUUCCAACAGUGAUUAUGUGGUACCAAUAUUUAUUGGUGCAAUGUUGUGUGGAUUAAUAGUUAGUACAUUGGACCCAAGUUUUGAUAAAGAUGGUAUUAAACAUAUUUAUGGCAUAACAAAACCUAAGCUAAUGUUCUGUGAUGGCGGAAUUUAUGAAACAGUCAAAGAAGCUAUUCAAGAAAUUAAUCUCGAGUCCGACAUUUAUACCGUCAAAGACCAUAUUGUUGGUGUACCAAAUGUAACGAAUUUUUUUCAAGAAAUUAAUGAUGCAGUCUCAUUUGAACCUGUCACACUUAGAAAUGGUGGUUAUCAGACUGCUGUAAUUUUAUGUUCUUCAGGUACAACUGGUCUUCCGAAAGGAGUAUGUGUAUCACAUAUAAAUAUUUUCAAUAGCUGUGCUCUUAUACAACAACCUGGUGAUAAUAAAAUAUUUUGUUAUAGUACACUUUAUUGGUCUAGCGGGCUAUUGACAAUGACAAGCGCUUUAGUUGAAAACGUCACUCGUAUUAUUGUAGAUAAACCCUAUAAUGCAGAAGAUUUCUUUCAGAUUAUACAAAAAUAUAAAGUAAUAUCUAUUACUAGUCCUCCUUCACAAUUAGCCAUGUCAUUAUCAUCACCUAAAUUAAAGGAUUAUGAUUUGUCUAGUCUAAAGUCAUAUCUUUUACUUGGUAGUGCUGUUCCUGAUAGAUUAGUUAAGGACUUUAUGCCUUAUGUUCCCAAUGCAACAUUUUGGGUUGGCUAUGGUAUGACUGAAUAUGGAAGUGGGAUUGCAUUUGGUAUCGCUAAACCUAAUGGUUGUGUUGGUCAAUUAACACCUCGUACAAAAGUAAAAAUAAUCGAUGAUGAUGGUAAACAACUGGGACCAGUUGAAAUCGGUGAAAUAUGUAUUUGGUCACAAUUUUCAUGGAGUGGAUAUUUCAAUAAUAUGGAAGCCACUAACUCGAUGUGUAUAAACGGUUGGUUACAUAGUGGAGAUUUAGGUUACAUGGAUGAGAAUGGAUUUUUAUAUGUUGUUGAUCGUAAAAAAGAUAUCUUAAAAUAUAAUAAUUUUCACUUUUAUCCAACCGAAAUUGAGCAAAUAAUUAUGGAAAUACCUGAUGUUGUUGAAGUUUGUGUUUGUGGUGUACCAGAUAUAGUAUCUACUCAUUUACCUACUGCAGCUGUAGUUCGAAAACCUGGAAGUGAUCUAACGGAGACAGAAGUAUACGAUUAUGUUGCUGAGAAAAUGGCUCACUUUAAGCAUUUACGAGGUGGUGUUUACUUUAUGAAUAGUUUACCCAAAACAGCAUCUGGUAAAUAUUUACGAAGGGAUGUAUUAAAAAUAUGUGAAGAAUUGUAUAAGAGUAAACUAUGUACUUAA
Teleopsis dalmanni is the source of this 1757-nucleotide messenger RNA. RefSeq names its product probable 4-coumarate--CoA ligase 1. The transcript has 5 exons. Gene Ontology annotation, molecular function: long-chain fatty acid-CoA ligase activity. Gene Ontology annotation, biological process: fatty-acyl-CoA biosynthetic process; long-chain fatty acid metabolic process. Lineage: Eukaryota; Metazoa; Arthropoda; Insecta; Diptera; Diopsidae. The coding region runs from base 135 to 1757 and encodes 540 amino acids. The record is from RefSeq and is a predicted model, not a curated record.